AUGCCGGGCGCGAAAAGUGAAAUUAAAUGUUUGAGCCACAAUGCCGAAUGCAUCUAUCCAGAAUCUCGAAGAGGCAGGAAGAAGGACCUCAGAGGUGCAAGUGCAUCACUGGAGGAUCGCCUAGCGCGUAUGGAAACCAUGAUGCAGGCCCGAAACAACAUCCAGUUUCCGCCAUCCGAAAGCUCCCCCCCCGAUAAUGUUGUCGACGACAACACCCUUUGGGCGCCUACGCAGGGCAACAACCAUAGCCUUGGUGACAGUGUCGUUUGGAACUCGAUACAGAGAGAAGCGCAUAGUGGAUCGGUUGCGCCACCCAAUGAACGUCCAACAGAGAUUCCCCUGGAAAAUCUCGAGGGUUCGAUCGCGACUUCCCCCCCGAUCGCCUCUUUGAUACCUGUUGAGGCUCGGAAUUCGCAUCAUGGAAUUUCAACAUUGGCAACACAUCGCAGCCACGACGAUACGCAUCAGUCGCCUCUUUCGAAUCGCUCGGACAUGCAGCAUGGGACAUUAGAUACAGAGGCAAGCGUUCUUGCCCCACAGAUGGUAAAUUGGGAACACCAUGGGCCCGGAUCAUGGUUGUCGGUCUGCUCCAAGCCGGGACUAGCAUGGGUAGCCCAGAGAACCGGUGUCAACGACUUUACAGAUAGCGCAAGAGAGCUGGUAUCCACGUGGACGAGACGUCUAUCCUUGACGCGUAAAAGGCUUCUGCAUCCUCAGGAUCAUGACCCUGACCCGGAAGUUGCUUGGAAAUACUCCGAUGGGAUCAAAGCAUUUUUCGAAGAUUCUCUUGCGUCGACCCACGGCGUUGUUUACCGUCCAGAAUUCGAAAGCGCUUUACGCGCUCAUCUUCAAGGUGAUACAACACUAUGCGCCGACCCAGCAUGGUACGCUCUCCGGAAGACAGUGUAUGCAUCUGGUUGUCGCAUCUACAAGUCCAAACAUACAACAGCGAGCUUUGCCGAAAUUCAAACCGAGGCUUGGAGCCUACUGGCAGUUCGUGCCCUGACUACCAUGACGUUCUUCUCAGAAGGGCUUGGAAACCCUGCCCUGGAGUACAUGCUCUGCACCAAUGCGGCGCGCGUAGCGCAGGCGAAAGGCCUACAUCGCCGACCUGCUGAUACGUGGAACCUUUCAAAGCAUGAUGAACUACAUUUUGGUUGGCUGUUCUGGGCUAUAUACUGUUGCGACAAACAUAUUGCUCAUCGUUCGGGUCGACCGUCGGCAAUUGAUGACGAUGAUAUCAGCUGCGAGAUUCCCAAUGAGACAUGCCCGGGCAGUACAAUCGAUAUCCAAGCUUGCACAGCGCUCAUCACCCAUGCAAAGUUAUCUUCGCGAAUCUCCAAAAGCCUGACAUCUGUCAAGGCAUUCCGGCAGAGUCCUAGCGAGUUCCUCCAGACAGCGACAUCAUUGGAUGCAGAACUGCGAGAAUGGAGGCAAUCUCUCCCUAUCACUAUGCGGCCUGUUGAUAAACUCACGGCGUUUCGGAUCCCGUCCAACAGCAUAACAUUCUCAACAACCUACAUCCACUAUGCUUAUUACGGUACUCUGAUGGCUAUUCAUACAAUGAUCGCCUAUCCUUGGAUUCGCAGUACCGUGUUUGACCACGAUAGAGAUAUGGUUGAUCACGAUCAGAUAAUAGCAAGCUCUAACAUAGUCGCAGAUGCUGCAAGGAACAUCAUUGUUAUUGCGAGGAGUCUUGGGAUUGAUGCGGCCUCCAUUCAAUGGUUCAAACCUCUUCUCUACACAUAUGUGCUAUAA
This is a messenger RNA of Exophiala bonariae, 1758 nucleotides long. RefSeq lists its product as uncharacterized. Lineage: Eukaryota; Fungi; Ascomycota; Eurotiomycetes; Chaetothyriales; Herpotrichiellaceae. Gene Ontology annotation, molecular function: DNA binding; zinc ion binding. The transcript is spliced from 9 exons. The record is from RefSeq and is a predicted model, not a curated record. Bases 1 to 1758 code for a protein of 585 amino acids. Gene Ontology annotation, biological process: DNA-templated transcription.